AUGUCCCCAAACCCUAGCAUUUCACACCCACAAAUAUUCUUCAUCCACUUGACUCCAAGGACCUCCUACACGCGUUCCGUCUUUCCCUGGCUUAUUCCGAUUCAUUUUCCAUUGCAGGUUCAGUGUUUUAACUAACCUUAUAUAGACCAAUCCGACUGGCGAUGGCUUCCUUUAUGCAAGUGCUUCUAGUCGUGCAGCAUCCAUGAGCCUCUCCUCUCCAUAAACUCCUGCGCUCCUCCAUGACCAACACAUUGGAGCACUCUCGACGAGCCGGCGGUGAACAACUAGCAUACUGCAUGCCAGGAUUCAUUCUUCGUUUGGCUUGAAUUAACCCAAACGACACGGCCUGAAUAUCAUCUUAACCUCAUUUUGAAAUAGUGUCCUCUUGUUCAGUUUUACUGGUUCAGCAUAGCAGCAGGGAUAAAAACGAACUCCUGUUUACAGCGCGCACCACAGACUUUCUCACACCAUGUCGUUCAACAACACAAAGAUGGGCUUCUCUGUAAAGGACCUUCUGGAUCUUCCUGACACCAAUGGAGGUUCUGGAACGGAGGAGACCGAGGAUGAGAACGAGGAGGAAACUAGUGAGAUUAUGACGCAAAAUCCAUCUUUAGAAAACGCUGGAAAUGUGCCCUAUAAGAGCCUUUUGUGUGAUGGUGGUGGUAAAUCCUACUCAAAAUGGCUUGCCUCCUCCAACAGCAUCCAAUAUUCACGUUUGUCAGUUGAUUCUCGAAACGAACCCAAAUCUCCAGAGCUCUCCGCUGACGAAUCCCAAGAUAUCGACAGAGACACCGCAGUUGACAGCAGCGACUCUGGAAAGAAGAGGAAAAGGAGGGUGCUGUUUUCCAAAGCGCAAACAUAUGAACUAGAGCGACGAUUUCGACAACAGAGAUAUCUCUCUGCGCCUGAGAGGGAGCACCUUGCCAACGCACUACGACUGACACAGACCCAGGUGAAGAUCUGGUUCCAGAAUCACCGGUAUAAAAUGAAGAGAGCACGCGCUGAGAAGGGUAUGGAAAUGGUUCAUCUCGUGUCCCCAAGACGGGUGGCAAUUCCGGUUUUGAUUCGGGAUGGAAAACCGUGUGACACUAGCAAAACUCAGGAACUUGAGGCCUCGUUCAGGGCUGGAAUACCUCUCUCGGCGUAUAGCGCCUAUUCUCUCCAUCACAUGCAUAUGCGCUCUCACUACAGCCCCGACGCAUUGUCACAACUUCCCAGUCUGCAUCACUUGGCGCAAAUGUACCAAUGGACUUGGUAGAAGAUGGAUAGGCCUACUUCAAAUAACUUUGAUUCGAAAAAUAUAAACACAACUUUUCCUGAUUUGGAUUGAAAUUAUUCUCCCUAUUUUACUCACAUCAAAGUUGAUUAUGGGGUGGCCCAUGAGGUCUGGACGAUGUUACGACUCGUGAGAUUGCGUUAGUUUUAUAAUGUUUGCUAAAUGAAUGUUAUAAAUAAAUGUUGUCUGUUGUAAAGAUGCUCAUAUUAUGAAUUAAUU
Molecule: messenger RNA, 1495 nt
Organism: Oncorhynchus kisutch (coho salmon)
Lineage: Eukaryota; Metazoa; Chordata; Actinopteri; Salmoniformes; Salmonidae
Product: homeobox protein Nkx-2.2a
Exons: 2
Coding region: 470-1258 (262 amino acids)
Biological process (GO): regulation of transcription by RNA polymerase II; cell differentiation
Cellular component (GO): nucleus
Molecular function (GO): RNA polymerase II cis-regulatory region sequence-specific DNA binding; DNA-binding transcription factor activity, RNA polymerase II-specific
Source: RefSeq, a predicted model, not a curated record